This is a messenger RNA of Theobroma cacao (cacao), 1359 nucleotides long. The record is from RefSeq and is a predicted model, not a curated record. Lineage: Eukaryota; Viridiplantae; Streptophyta; Magnoliopsida; Malvales; Malvaceae.
AUGAAUUUCACAGUCUGUUUCACCUUAUUUCUUUUCCUUGUUCCUCCUUACCUUGCCCUGACAAGGAAAAUAUCCAAAGAGCUCCAACCUGGUUCCUUGGGGUUCCCCCUCAUAGGCCAAAGCCUUUGCUUCCUGCGAGCAAUGCACACCAACACGGUAGAACAAUGGCUUCAAGAGAGAAUAAGAAAAUAUGGUCCCAUUUCUAAACUCAGCCUCUUUGCUACUCCAACAGUGUUCCUACAUGGGCAGGGUGCUAACAAAUUCAUCUUCACUACUUGUGAUGGCAACAUACUUUCAAAUCAGCAACCACCAUCGGUUAGAAGGAUCUGUGGGGAGAGAAAUAUGACAGAGUUGGCUGGUGAUGAUCACAAGCGUGUGAGGGGAGCAGUUGUAUCUUUUCUGAAGCCUGAAAUGUUAAAGCAAUAUGUAGGGAAGACGGAUGAAGAGGUUAGGAGGCAUCUGGAGAUGCAUUGGCAUGGGAAUCAAAAGGUCAUGGUAAUGCCAUUGAUGAAGUCUCUCACUUUCAACAUAAUGAGCUCACUCAUAUUUGGUAUAGAACAUGGGGAAAGAAGAAAUACUCUUGUAGAGCUUCUCCAACAUAUGAUGAACGGCCUGGUGUCACUACCAGUAAAUCUUCCCUUCACACGGUUCAACCGCAGCCUGAAAGCCAGCGCAAAGAUCAGAACACUGAUCAAGGAUCUUAUCAGUGAAAGGAGGGCAGCCUUGGAGCAACGCAUUGCUAUUCCUAAUAAAGAUCUCAUCACUUGCUUGCUUAGCUUCGUAAAUAAUGACGCUUCAGUUCUGAUGUCGGAUGAGGAAAUCGCUGAUAAUGUAAUAGGUGUAAUGAUAGAAGGACAUGACACAUCCUCCGUUCUCAUUACCUUCUUGGUCAGGCAUUUAGCUAAAGAUCAAUCUGUCUAUGAGAACAUCACGAAAGAACAAGCAGAGAUAGCCAAGACCAAGACUUCAGGUGAGCUUCUAACCUGGGAUGACCUUGCCAUGAUGAAAUACACCUGGAGAGUAGCAAUGGAGACUUUAAGGAUGAACCCUCCUCUGUUGGGUUCUUUCAGGAAAGUCAUCAAAGACUUUGAGUAUGAAGGGUACACUAUCCCCAAAGGAUGGCAAGACUGUAUCAUCCUUCACCUCUUGGUGAUCUGGGCUGCAUGCAUGACACACAUGGAUAAGCGGAUUUUCCCUGAUCCAUCAAAGUUUGAUCCAACACGUUUCGAGAAACAAGCAUCGACACCACCCUAUUGCUUUGUUGCAUUCGGAGGAGGAGCCAGGAUUUGUCCUGGAAACGAGUUUGCAAGGAUUGAAACCCUGGUUACAGUCCAUUACCUGGUGACCCGAUUUAAAUAG